AUGGCUCAAGAGAGAUUAUCAAGCAUGGCCAUCAUUUCAAUAGAAACAGAAAUCGCUAGUAAAUUGGAUUACGAAGAAGUUAUUGACAAAUUUGCCGACACAAAAGCAAGGAAAAUAUCAGAAAUAAUUAAAAUACAUACUGGUGCAAACAUUGCUACUUCAAUUUCAGCUAUUUUAAUUGAGUGGGGUAUUUUAAACAAAAUAGUAACAAUAGUUUCAGAUAACGGGUCGAGUAUAAAACAUGCGAUAAAUGAACACCUUCAUAAAUAUCACCAUCCAUGUGUUGCGCAUACAAUAAAUUUAAUUGUUAAUGAUGCAAUUACUUCAAAUGAAGAGUUACUUAACGUGCUAAAAAAAUCCCGAGCAUUGGUUGGGCAUUUUAAACAUAGUGUUUCCGCGUCUACUAAAUUAAAAGAAAUACAAAAUCAAAUGAAUGUUCCCGAAUUAAAAGUCAAGCAAGACAUUAGUACUAGAUGGAAUUCUAGUUUGAUAAUGUUAGAAAGACUUAUUCAAAUUAAAGCUUCGUUAUCUGAAGCAAUAAUAUUUCUUCCUCAUGCUCCAAAUUUCUUAACUGCGUUAGAAUGGGAAUUAAUAUCUGACUGUCUUCCGUUAUUAAAACUUUUUGAAAUAAUGACAGUUGAGUUAUCUGGAGAAAAUUAUCCAACACUAUCCAUAGUUAUUCCUUUGAUACGAGGACUUCAGUAUACAUUGAGAAACAAAACGACUACAACAGCAACAGGUACUUUACUUAAAAAAACAGCAAUCGAAGUUUUAGCUAGGCGUUUAGGGAUAUUAGAAUGCAAUAAAAUAGUAGCAAAAGCUACAUUUUUAGAUCAAAGAUUUAAAAAGACAGGAUUAGGGUUAGUGGAUAAUGCAAUUAAUAUGGGAAAAUGGAUAAUAGAUAAAAUUAAUUUUAUAAUGAAAAAUACUCAAGAGAACGAAACAUCUAAUAUGCCUAUCAACGGAGAACCUAAUUUAUUAUAG
Sipha flava (yellow sugarcane aphid) is the source of this 984-nucleotide messenger RNA. Its product is annotated as zinc finger BED domain-containing protein 1-like. NCBI's taxonomy places the organism in Eukaryota, Metazoa, Arthropoda, Insecta, Hemiptera, Aphididae. The coding region runs from base 1 to 984 and encodes 327 amino acids. The record is from RefSeq and is a predicted model, not a curated record. The transcript is spliced from 2 exons.